Molecule: messenger RNA, 2214 nt
Organism: Trichobilharzia regenti
Lineage: Eukaryota; Metazoa; Platyhelminthes; Trematoda; Strigeidida; Schistosomatidae
Source: the annotation of a GenBank genome assembly
GAUAAUCAUCGUCGUAGACAUAUUGGGGGUGUUUUUCAACAACUGCCGCUGUUCUCUUCAUUUUUGUUGUUGUUGUGUGAAACGUGUCAAUAUUAUCCCCAUUAAAUGAAAUAAAAAAAGCACAAUGGAUUAUAUCAUAAAUAUUAUCAUCUAUCUUGGUUUUUGUACUAGUCUCUUGUUAUUCUAUUGUCUACGUGAUACUUUAAUUGUACGUGUUAUGAAGACUAUGUUAAUGAAGCCAUUCUAUGUGAUAUGGUCGACAACUAUUCCUCUUGUUGUCAGGAAAAUGAUUGGUGAAACAAUACAUUGGUUCUUAUUUGAAAGACAUUGUGUUUAUCAAGUUAUCUAUCUUAGUUGUAUUAUUAUUGGUCAUUACAUAUUGAUUAUCGAUGUUAUCACUGUGCUGUAUCGGUAUUCGUGGUUAGAAAAUAAUAUAUUCCUCGGGACUGGAUGUUUAUUUUUCAAUGGAUUAUUAUAUAUGCUAUUGUGUUUUAGUGAUCCAGGCUUUAUUAAUUCACGAAAUAAAUCUGUGUAUGCGCAUAUUUAUGAAUAUGAUAAUUUUAUCUACACGCCUAAACAAUGCACUGUCUGCUGUCAUCUAGUUCCGGCUAGAGCAAAACAUUGUUUUCGGUGUGAUCAUUGUAUCUUUCGAUUUGAUCAUCAUUGUGUAUGGACAAAUUGUUGUAUUGGUGGACAAAAUCAUGGACUAUUUAUUACCUUUCUAUUCUCGUUAUGCUUAAUGAUUGGUAAUGCUAUCUGGUUAUGUUGUCGUAUGCUUUAUACAUUCACAAUACACGAGAAUUUAUGGCAAGCACAUUACUUGGAUGAAUAUGAUCAAACGCAUCCAAUGGAUUGGCUUACAUUAUCACAGCAUCUAUUCGUCACAUUUCCUCGUGUUAUCGGAAUGCUUGCCAUGCUGAUUAUCGCUGAAUUAUUCCUGAUGCAUUAUUUAAUAUUCCAUCUAUGGCUUAUUCUUAUCAAUUGUACAUCAUAUGAAUACUUUCAAGGCAGAAAGAAACUGUCGAUUAUGAUGUCAAGAAAGUCUUUCUCAAAUAAACACAAUCAUCAGCAGUACCAUCAGCAUUAUCAUCGUCAUUAUAAUAUUGCUGAUGGCAAUGACCUUGAUGAUGUUGUUGAUGACGUCGUCGGUGAGGAUCAGAGGAAGAUGAUGCGACAGACAUUUAUCAGUCACGAAGUAUUGCAUACUGGUAUGUCGUCAACAUUUGCGGAAGAAAAUCGAUCAGGACAGAAUCGGAGAAAUUAUUCAACUGGUGGAAAAAAUGAUGUCUAUCCUAUGCAACAGAGAAAAAAUCAUCAGUAUAGACAAUUUUAUAAUAAAGGUGUAUGGAAUAAUAUCUUGGAGGUAUAUUCACAGAGUACAUCUUAUUCUCUAAGGGAAAUGAAACAUCGUCUACCUGUUCAGUUAACAUUUAAAACUCGUUGAAAUUGCUGUGUUAAUUUAUUCAUUGCACUAUAGUCAAGAUAGAGAUGCCUUUAAUCAAUCUAUUCACAAAAAUGAUCCAAGCGAUAUGCUUUUAUUAAUUAAUAAUAUUUCUAUAUAUGCAUUAGGUAAUUGACUUUUAUGGCUUUCUGUCUGAAUAACACACUUUUUCUUUUCAAUAUUGUAUAUAAUUUUCAUAUUUAAGAAAAAAUUUGAACUAAUGACAAUUAAAUAUGUCUUCAGCGCAAACCUUAAUGUGAAAUGAUUUCAUUUAAUUGAAUUUUUCAUGAAUGGUGAUCUAGUGUUGUGUCUCCUGACAACCUCCCUUGCCGUGAUUGGUUGUUAAUUUACAACUGUAUUGAUCAUUUUUAUUCGGUUGGAAUUUGAACUUUCUUGUCAUAUAUGAGAUGACUUACUUUUUAUUAGCAGCUGGUAAAUUUGGUCUAUAGUAGGUGACACACAUUGGGAGUAUCAGGCUUCUAGAAAUUCCCUGGUAGUAAGAUACACAGAUUAUUAUAGGACUUCCACCAAGAGGCUGAGAUCUCAUUCUGUAGCCUGAAUUUCCUGGAUCGAUCGAUCGAUCGGUCGAUCUAUGGUGACAACAUCGGUUGAUACGGUUGAAAAGUCCAAAGCUAGGACGAAACAACCAUCUAGGACUCAUCGUCUCAAACUCCAAAGCCUAAGUGGUCUCUAAGUAGUCUAAUGGAUAACGCGUCUACAUUUAUGAAACGAUGGGUUCCUGUUCUCAGUGGGAACAACACCCCUCCCCCAGG